Molecule: messenger RNA, 684 nt
Organism: Penicillium odoratum
Lineage: Eukaryota; Fungi; Ascomycota; Eurotiomycetes; Eurotiales; Aspergillaceae
Product: GNAT family N-acetyltransferase
Exons: 1
Coding region: 1-684 (227 amino acids)
Molecular function (GO): protein N-terminal-serine acetyltransferase activity; protein-N-terminal-alanine acetyltransferase activity
Source: RefSeq, a predicted model, not a curated record
AUGACUGGAAAAGUGGGAUUAUCUGUGGAUACGCAUCCUGCGAAGCCGCCACCAGCGACCACUUUGACAGGUCGCACAGUGCGGCUCGAAAAACUAGACCCUCGGCACACCGACGACCUCUAUGAAAGCAUAGGACGACCAGAGCUUUCCGCAAUCUGGACCUACAUACCCUCUGGGCCCUUCCAAGAUAAAGAAACAUUCACCGCAUUCAUAGAGCAACUCUCCAAAUCCCCCGACCCGUAUCUAUACGCUCUCGUCGACGUCCCAUCCAACAAAGCAGUGGGAUUUCUAUCACUGAUGCGCAUCGACCAGAGAAACCGAGUAAUCGAGAUAGGCUUCGUCGUUUUCUCACCCUUGCUGCAGCGCACAACAGCCGCAACGGAGGCAUUUUAUCUCCUUGCAAAAGCCGUCUUUGAAGAUCUGGGAUACCGCCGUUUUGAGUGGAAGUGCGAUAGCCUGAACCAGCCGUCCCGGAACGCUGCUGCUCGUUUUGGAUUCACGGCAGAGGGCGUGUUUCGUCAGCAUAUGAUAAUGAAGGGCCGGAAUCGAGAUACAGCUUGGUUUUCUAUGCUGGAUUCGGAGUGGCCUACUGUGCGUGAAUCAUUUGAAAAAUGGUUGAAAGUGGAGAACUUUGAUGCGGAUGGGAAGCAGAUCGCUACACUUGUUGCUUUGCGAGGUCAUUGA